UCUGAAAUCAGUGACGUCACAGUAUACUAGCGCACCUGGUGGGCGCGUGGGAAAUAUACACAAAAUUAUACAGGUAAAUUUAGGUCAUCGGCUUCCCCAUUCAAAAUGGUGUAAUUUGAUUUCGUGAAACUUUUAGCCGGUCAGAGACAUUUCGAAUGAAUUAUAAAUAUGGGGGAGUCUCAAAAGAUUAUGCAAGUGCGUUCAGCGAGACAAGUACCUGUCCGUGUGCAAUUAUUGGAUGAUGACACAUUUAAUCACAGUGUAGAUAAAAGGGCAGUGGGCUGGAUUCUAUUUGACAGUGUGUGUGAACAUUUGAAUAUUCUGGAAAAGGAUUAUUUCGGAUUAAAUUACUAUGUAAAUGGAGAGAAGUUCUGGUUGAACAAUGAUAAGAAGAUUGCUAAACAAUUAAAAGGUCAGAACUGGGAUUUUCACUUUGAAGUGAAGUUCUACCCGGCAGAUCCAUCACAGCUGGCUGAGGAUUUAACCCGAUACCAGUUGUGCCUACAGAUUAGGAGAGAUAUAGUGAAUGAAAGAUUGCCGUGUUCAUUUGUGACAUACACACUGCUUGGCUCAUACACAGCCCAGUCGGAGCUUGGCGACUAUGAUACGGAGGAGUUUGGCAGUGGCUAUAAAUACCUCAAGGAUAUACAGUUCGCCCCACAUCAAGACAAAGAACUCCUCAUUAAGAUCGCCGAGCUUCACAGGCAGCACAAGGGAGAAACACCAGAAGAAGCUGAGCUACAUUUUCUAGAGAAUGCUAAGAAGUUGGCAAUGUUUGGGGUGGAGCUACAUCCUGCAAAGGAUGCUGAAGGCCGAGACAUUCAACUCGGUGUUUGUGCAAGUGGACUCAUUGUAUAUAAGGACAAGCAGCAAAUCAACCGAUUUGUUUGGCCUAAAGUGCUAAAAAUAUCUUACAGACGUAAUAAAUAUUACAUCAAGAUUCGUCCUGGAGAGUUUGAAGAGUUUGCUAGUUUAAUCGGAUUUAAACUUGCCAAUGUAAAGUUUGCCAAGAGAUUGUGGAAGAUCAGUGUUGAACAUCAUUCAUUCUUCAGGUUCAGGGAACCAGAAAAUCAGAAGAGUGUUAGCUUUUUGCCUAGGUUUGGUUCCAGGUUCAGGUACUCUGGUAGAACACAGUUCCAAACUCGACAAGUUGUGGCAGAAGAGAAUCGUGAGUCUCCAUUUUUCGACAGAGUCCUGAGUAAACGUGGAACUUUUGGUGGACGUACAAAUAACAUGAGGAAAAGAGAUGAAGAGAGACAGCAUAGAAGAGAUGAGCUUAGACGAGCCCCACCACAGACCAAGCUUCCGCCUCAUGAACCGAGAAAAGAACCUCCUCCAGAGCCUACAAGAACACCGCCUGAACCUAAACAUGCUCCUCCAGUAGCACCAAAACCAGGAAAGCCUAAACCCUCUCCUCGAGGUCCAUCCUCUGUUGAGGAUAGUGCUUCUCUUGAUAGACGCUCGCUAAAUGACUCAUUUGAUGAUGUCCCCGAUAGGAAGAGCCGUAUGGAGAAAAUUCAUGCUGUAGCCACACCUCUGGCUGCUUUAAUGCAGGCAAAGAAGGAACACGAGCAGCAUGAAGAAGAACAUCACAGAGAAGAAGCUCAUCGUCAUAGAGAUGACCAUAGUGAUGAUGAACGUAGAGAUGAGCAUCAAAGAGAAAAACGCCAUAGAGAUGAUCACCAUGACGAUGAUCAUGACCGAUCUUAUGAUCACGAGGAGCAUGACAGCCGACCUAUGACCCCAGAGGUAAUAGCACAGGAUUACACAGUGCUGCCGGCUCAAAGACCGCAGUCAACCAUGUCGGACAAAGAGAAAAAGGCAUUUGCAAAGCAGGAGAAAGAGCGCAUUAAGCAAGAGAAAGAGCAAGAAAAACUUAGAAAGAAGGAAGAAGAAAGGGAAAGAAAGAGAUUGGAAAAAGAAAAGAAAGCCUUACUUGCAGAGGAAAAGAAGGCAGCUAAACAGAAGUCAAAACAAAAGGGCAAAGAUAAGAAAGAUCCGGAAAAAGAUGUUCGUGAAAGACGUGAUAGUCGUGGCAGUAAUGACAUGGGUCGUGACUGGGAAAAUGUCCGGUCACAAGAUGAACGCGGUCCAGUAACGCCGGAGAGGUCGAGAAAGAGGCUGAGCAGUUUUGAGGAUAUCAAGCAUAAUUCAUUCAAAGGGAGAGAAGCAGACGGUGAGGAGGACCGACCUCCGACCCCACCUGCUCCACUUCCUAUUGGAGCAAAGGGAGGUAAUCACUCCGGCUCUGAUUUUGACUCGGAGGAGGAUGAUCAUCAGGGUCCUGGACGGCACGAAUCAGAUGAGGAAGAUGCAGAAGAAGUUUCAUUUUAAUCACACGACUGUCACAUGAUAACAUCAACUGACCAAUCAGCUCACUCUUGUAAAUAUAUCAACCAAUCAGGAAGGACAAGUUUAUUAUAUUCAAAGAAACAUUACAAAGUUGCCAAUCAUAAAAAAUGUUUGGUGCCACAGCCAAUUCAUUAGUUGCUUGUAAAAAGAUUAAUUUGUUUUAAUGUUAACAGUUGUACAAAAUAACACAAGCUUUUUCAUGAGACAUUUAUGUAUAUUAGGAGGAAAUUUUAACAAGUUUCAUUUUAUCAAGCGCAGAGCAUUGCUAUUUUCCUUAGAUAUUUUUAAAACUUUUUGUUAACCACGUAAUUAGUGUUUUAGUAUCUUAAAAUUGGUUUUACAUUAAAUGCGUACUGACUAGUUUUAUACAAAACAGGGUUUGUGCCAAUUGUUUGUACAAGUACAUGUUUUAUAUAUUUAGCAAUACAUUUGUGGCUGAUUUAACAUUGCUAAGUUAAACAUUUUACGUUUUGUGAAAAGGUUUCUAUAUACAUGUUUUUAAAUUUUAAGCUUCUUCUUUAAUUUUUAAAGAAAUUAAUUGUUUUAUUUUUAAACACGAUUUCUAUUAUGAAUAUUAUCCACAUAUUCGAUUCAUAUACUCUGUUAGUUUGUAUGAUUGUAUAUACUAUUACAAAGUCUAUUUUCAUUUGUAUUAUAAGCAUUUAAAUCCAUUUAAAAUGGUACAUUAGAACCAAUGGAACUGUAUAUUUUGUACAUUUUGAGGUGUAAUGUUGAUUAUAAAAUAAAUUAUCUGUAGUGUAAGAAAUCAAUUAUUUAUGAUAUCUGAAUAGUUAUUGGGUAAUU
Messenger RNA from Ruditapes philippinarum (Manila clam), 3156 nucleotides. RefSeq names its product protein 4.1-like. Lineage: Eukaryota; Metazoa; Mollusca; Bivalvia; Venerida; Veneridae. Bases 169 to 2334 code for a protein of 721 amino acids. Gene Ontology annotation, molecular function: cytoskeletal protein binding. The record is from RefSeq and is a predicted model, not a curated record. Gene Ontology annotation, cellular component: plasma membrane; cytoskeleton. The transcript has 17 exons.